Halichondria panicea is the source of this 1420-nucleotide messenger RNA. RefSeq lists its product as uncharacterized. The coding region runs from base 534 to 1343 and encodes 269 amino acids. The record is from RefSeq and is a predicted model, not a curated record. The transcript has 8 exons. Lineage: Eukaryota; Metazoa; Porifera; Demospongiae; Suberitida; Halichondriidae.
UAUUCAUGACUAGCUACACCUAUAUAUAAUUAUGUGUCACGCCUUGCCUGGGAAACAUUCCUAAUGUUCAUUGGCAGUAUAGCAAGGGGCAGAUAAUUUAUAGCCGAAGAAAGCUGCAGUGUACAAUAGAAGAUGGCAACAGGUCAGUACAAUAUUCGAUUUUCCGACGAACAAGCCCGUAAUAGUAGCUACAAUAGCAGCUACCCAACAGCCAGGCUUAACCCAAAUGGAAAUCAGUACAGAAACUUUUCAGUGCCAUUAAGCCAAGAUCAGUACAACCACGGCCCAUUUCCUGGCAUACGACCAUCGAACUACAACUGCAGCUACGCAACAGCAUCAACUAGCCCAAGUGGGAAUAAGCCAGUGUACACAAACUAUUCAGUACCCCAAUGCCAAGGCCAACAGGCUCCAAACCAAACAACACAAGGUCGAUGGAUAAACGAAGGACUACCUAGCCAGGGUAUUCCUUGGACCGAGCCUUUCCUUGAGCAAGACAAUUAUUUGGAGAACAACCAUAUACAGGAGAGCAUACCAUGCACAGUGAAGAAUGCCGACAAGAUUCUGUAUCACAUGAAAUUGAGGGAAUUGACCAUGAACAACAGCAAACAGGCGACUACAAAGAAAAAGAGGGCCAAACUGACCUGGCUGCUCCACAACAGGAUCAACGGUCCAAAAUUUUCUCCCAAGUGCUGGCUAUAAUCGUGGAGCCCAGGGUGAUGAUAACUCAACACAGAAGCUACCACAAUGAAAUCAGUGGGGAGGAGGCAGAAAAAAGGCUCAAGGUUUUCGGCAAUCACCACUAUCUUACUCGCUACAGUGAAAAUAAGAAGUGUUACAUACUUUCUGUGUGCGCCAGUGAUGAAGACUUACAAUUUGAAAAGACAAAGCAUUUUCAACUCAAACUUUCUGAUCAGGGAAUCGAAAUUCAAGAAAAGAAACGAUUUGCAGACUUAGAAGAUAUGCUUAAAUAUUACGAAACCAACAGGCUCGACACAGCCCUCCCAAGAAUUGGAGUUUGCCUCACUGAGGACGACUACCGAGCAAGAGUCAGAGAGAUACGUGAGCAGCAAGUACAGCAAAAACAAGAACAAGAACAACGACAACAACAAGCACAGCUGCGGCAAAAAGAACAAGAACAACAAGAACAACAGCAACAGAAAGAACAGCAAGAACAACAGCAACAACAUGAACAAGGACAGGUGCAGCUACAACAACAACAAACACAAAUAAUGCAACAGCAGAUGCAACUACUACAAACACUACAACAACAAGUGCAGCAACAACAAGUGAAUGGUAAUCCAGCACCACAAGUACAGCCUAAAAGCAAAUGCACAAUAUUAUAGAUAAGAGUUAAUGUGAGCAGCAUGCAGACAGCACAUUUUUGUUAUAAGUAGACAGCACAUUACCUUUUUGUUAGACA